GCUGCGCUGUGCGCCUGCGCUCUGGCGGCGGCGGUGCCCGGCGGGGAGCGGGUCCGGAGCGGGCCGCCGGACCCAAAACUGAGGGGGCCGUCCGGGGCCUCAGGGAGCUCCCUCGCCGGGCCGGCGGCGGCCUGAUGGAGUAAGAGGGGUCGUCUGUGGAUGUGUGAAGUUGAGUGCUUCAGAUCUGGUCACUAUGGUACGAGAACGAAAAUGCAUAUUGUGCCACAUUGUGUACACCUCCAAAAAGGAGAUGGACGAACACAUGCGGAGCAUGUUGCAUCACAGGGAACUUGAGAACCUGAAGGGCAGGGAUAGUAGUCAUGAGUGCCGAGUGUGCGGGGUCACAGAAGUGGGUCUUUCUGCAUAUGCGAAGCACAUUUCUGGCCAGUUGCACAAAGAUAAGGUUGAUGCCCAGGAAAGAGAAGAUGAUGGAAAGGAAGAAGAAGAAGAAGAAGAUUAUUUUGACAAGGAACUUGUUCAGUUAAUAAAACAAAGGAAAGAACAAAGUCGACAAGAUGAACCUUCCAAUAGCAGCCAAGAAAUAAACUCUGAUGAUAGACGACCCCAAAGGAGACGAGAAGACCGAAUUCCUUACCAAGACAGAGAGAGUUACAGUCAGCCAGCAAGGCAUCAUCGUGGACCUCCACAGCGUGACUGGAAAUGGAAAAAAGAUGGCUUUAAUAAUACCCGGAAAAAUAGCUUUUCUCAUUCGAGGAAUAAUGGGUCAAGAGGAUGUUCUGGGUGGCAUAAGGGUGCUUCAGGAGGCUCCUCAAGUUGGUUUCACAACCAUAGUAACUCUGGAAGUAGUUGGCAUUCAAAUAGUGGAAUAGUAGACUGGAAUCAUAAUGGUACAGGAAGAAAUUCCAGUUGGCAUUCUGAAGGAACAGGUGGCUCUUCCAGUUGGCAUAUAAACAGCAGCAAUGGAAAUUGGAAAUCCAGUGUACGUAGCACAAAUAAUUGGAAUUACAAUGGCCCUGGAGACAAAUUUCAACCAGGCAGAAACAGAAAUUCUAACUGUCAAAAGGAAGAUAAGAUGAUGCCACGGAACAAGAAAUCUAGUAAGUCAAGCAAAUACAAUCAGGAGAGGUAUAAUUGGCAGUGGCAAGAAAAUGAUAAAGUUGGUACAGUUGCCACAUACAGAGGUUCUUCUGAAGGAUUUACAAGUGAUGAAUUUCCUUCAGAAGGCUUACUUGACUUCAAUUUUGAACAACUGGAAAGCCAAACCACUAAACAGACAGACACUGCAGCUUCCAAAAUUAGUGGAAAGAACAGCAGUAUAACAAGAGAAAAGCUUCAUCGCUGGACUCCCUACCCUUCUCAGAGGUCUCUGGAUUUACAGGCAGCGCUGAAAGAAGUCACUGGUAACAAGUCAGAAACGAUGGAUAAGCCUUUGUUUGAUUUUAGUUUGAUAACCGCAGGAUUACAAGAACCCCAGACUGGUAAAACAAAUAAUUUCCUAACGCCAACACAAAAAGAAAUACCUUCUACAUCUGUUAGUCACAAAGCCACUUCUGAUUGCACUGCUUCCCAUGAAGGGGGGAGAGAGUGCCCUGUUACAGAAAAACCUGAAAGAGAACAUAACUCAAAUAAGAUGCCAUCAGCAAAGUCCCCACUCCUUCCAAUUCCAGCCACUAAAUCAGUUCCUCAAAAGCAAGAUUCAAAGAAGCCCUCAAAAAACACCAAAACAAAUUCUUUUUUCCCCAGAGAAUACUCAAACCCCUUGAACAAACCCACUUUGGAAGAUAAUCAUGGUUCUUCUUACAUUUCCAAAUUGCGUAGUUCACGUCCUCGUACAUCAAAAGGGAAUAAAAGUAUGUUUGGCACUCAGAGGGAACCUGAUGACAGUUUAAAUGAUACGUUACGAAAAGCCAAGGAGGUGCUACAGUGUCAUGAGUCACUGCAAAAUCCACCUCUUAGCACUUCUAAAAGGACGAAGAACUAUGCAAAAGCGAGCAGAAAUGUAGAAGAGUCUGAAAAAGGGUCUUUGAAGAUUGAGUUUCAAGUACGUGCAUUAGAAGAUGAAAGUGAUGGGGAGACAUCCGACAUGGAAAAGCAUGGAACAAAAUCUGGAGUCCAGAGUUCUUCAACUACAGAAGUUUUAUCCUGCAACACUCACACUGCUGAUGAGAAAGAAGACCAGAUCCUGAAAACAUCUAGAAAUCUGUCUGCUUCCCCGUGUAAUUCCACACUUCACCAGAAAGAGUCUGAGUUACAAAUGACAACUGCAGCCAGUCCACACUGUGGCUUAUUGCUGGACUUGAAGACCUCUCUAGAAGAUGCGCAAGUUGACGACUCUGUAAAAUCUCCUGUAUCUUAUGAAACAGAAGGCUUUGAGAUUACUAGCUUGGAUGCAGAGCUUCAAAAGGGUGAUAUUGGUCAGCCCUCAGGCCCUCUUCUGCCUGAACUAAGCAAGCUUGGCUUUCCUGCCUCACUCCAGAGAGAUCUAACCAGGCACAUUAGUUUGAAGAGUAAAACUGGAGCACACCUUCCUGAGCCAAACCUCAAUAGUGCUCGCCGCAUUCGCAAUAUUAGUGGUCAUCGAAAGAGUGAUACAGAGAAGGAGUCUGGACUCAAGCCAACCCUCCGACAGAUUCUCAAUGCAUCUCGGAGAAAUGUCAACUGGGAGCAGGUCAUUCAGCAAGUCACCAAGAAAAAGCAAGAGCUGGGCAAAGGCUUGCCCAGGUUUGGCAUAGAAAUGGUGCCCCUGGUUCAAAAUGAACAGGAGGGCUUAGAUUUGGAUGGGGAACCUGAUCUUCCUGAUCUAGAAGGAUUCCACUGGGAAGGUGUUUCCAUUUCUUCCUCUCCUGGGUUGGCAAGAAAGCGAAGCCUGUCUGAGAGCAGUGUGAUCGUGGACAGGGCUUCUUCUAUGUAUAGCUUCUUCAGUGAGGAAGGUACAGGCAAAGAAAAUGAGCCCCAGGAGAUGGUUUCACCAAGUAAUUCAUUGAUGGCUACACAGAGUCAAAAAGCAACCAUGCGCCUUAAACAGGAAGUGUCACCUCUGACUACCUCCCUCAGGACAGAUGAAAGGGCUGAAAAUGUUGCUGCCCUAAGGCAGCAUAGUGCACAAAUCCCCUCUGACCAUGUGAUACCUUUGAUGCAUUCUGCUAAAGAAUCGGACAGCCACGAGAGGUCUACACCACCGUCAGAGAAUCAGACUGCUCAGGAGAGUAACGGAGAAGGAAACCCUUUAUCAAAUGCAUCCUCAGCCCUUGCAAUCUCCAGUUUAGCAGAUGCGGCCACAGAUAGUAGCUGUACUUCUGGUGCGGAACAAAAUGAUUGCCAGAGUAUUAGGAAGAAACGAAGAGCCACUGGAGAUGGAUCAUCUCCUGAACUCCCAAGUCUUGAGAGAAAAAAUAAAAGAAGGAAAAUUAAAGGAAAGAAAGAACGUUCUCAGGUUGAUCAGCUGCUGAAUAUUUCUUUAAGAGAGGAAGAACUAAGUAAAUCAUUGCAGUGCAUGGAUAACAACCUUCUGCAAGCCCGUGCUGCACUUCAGACAGCUUAUGUUGAAGUUCAGAGACUGCUUAUGCUCAAGCAGCAGAUAACUAUGGAGAUGAGUGCACUGAGGACCCAUAGAAUACAGAUUCUACAGGGAUUGCAAGAAACAUAUGAACCUUCUGAAAACCCAGACCAGGUUCCCUAUAGCCUCACACGAGAACAAAGGAAUAGCAAAUCUCAGACAUCUGCUGAUGCCACACUGCUGCCUGCUCCUUUCUACCCAGCAUUCCUGGACCCUCCAUCGUCCCAUGUGUCUCCGUCAUCCAGUGGAGCCUGUCUCCAAGUAAACACAUCUACUUUCCCAGGCCAUGGCAGUGUCCCUGCUCCAGACUCAUCAGUUCAUAUUAAACAAGAGCCCAUGUCUCCUGAACAAGACGAGAAUGUGAAUGCUGUGUCACAAGGCUCUGCUUGCAAUGUGUCCAAGGGAUUACUGCAAGUUAAUAGAGAGAUCAGUGAUAGUUGUCCCGUUUAUCCAGUCAUUACUGCAACGUUGCCCUUAUCAGAGCUAACAGAAAGUUUCCAUGAGCCUAGCCAAGAGCUGAAGUUUUCUGUGGAGCAAGGAAACAGCAGAAACAGAGAAAACGCUCCCUCAUCCCAAUCACCUGGUCUUCCUAGCAUAAAUAAAGAAAGUGAAGAGCCAACCAAAAGCAACAGUGGGUCUGAAGCCUGUACCAGUUCUUUUCCAAGAUUAUCUUUUGCUUCAGAAACCCCUUUGGAGAAAGAACCCUACUCUCCAGCUGACCAGCCUGAACAACAGGCAGAAUCCACCCUGACAUCAGCUGAAACUAGGGUGAACAAGAAAAAGAAGAAACUUCGGAAGAAGAAAACUCUACGAGCUGCCCAUGUUCCGGAGAAUAGUGACACUGAACAGGAUGUAUUUACUGCUAAACCUGUGAGGAAGUUAAAAACUGGAAAGAUAACUAAAGGAGGGAAAGUAACAACCUCCACCUGGGAAGACAGUAGAACUGGUCUGGAGCAGGAGAGUGUCAGAGAUGAGCCAGAUAGUGACUCGUCUCUGGAAGUCCUAGAAAUUCCUAAUCCUCCUUUAGAAGUGGUAGCCAUUGAUUCUUCUGAAUCUGGAGAAGAGAAACCAGACAGCCCAUCGAAAAAGGAUAUUUGGAAUGCUGCAGAGCAAAACUCACUGGAAACUUCUCGUUCUGGAUGUGAUGAAGUUAGCUCUACCAGUGAGAUUGGCACUCGCUAUAAGGAUGGCAUCCCUGUAAGUGUGGCAGAAACUCAAACUGUGAUCUCUUCUAUAAAAGGAUCUAAGAACUCUUCAGAAAUAUCCUCAGAGCCAGGAGAUGAUGAUGAGCCCACAGAAGGAAGCUUUGAGGGGCACCAUGCUGCCGUGAAUGCAAUUCAGAUAUUUGGGAACUUACUCUAUACUUGUUCAGCGGAUAAAACUGUCCGAGUGUAUAAUCUGGUGAGUCGGAAAUGUAUUGGUGUCUUUGAGGGCCAUACCUCCAAGGUGAACUGCCUCCUGGUUACCCAGACGUCUGGGAAGAAUGCUGCCCUUUACACUGGUUCUAGCGAUCACACCAUUCGUUGCUAUCAUGUUAAGACCCGAGAAUGUGUGGAGCAGUUAGAGCUGGAAGACCGGGUUCUCUGCCUCCAUAGUAGAUGGCGAAUCCUCUAUGCAGGACUGGCAAACGGCACUGUGGUCACCUUUAGCAUAAAGAACAACAAACGACUGGAGAUCUUUGAAUGUCAUGGCCCUCGGGCAGUCAGCUGUCUUGCUACAGCACAGGAAGGUGCCCGAAAACUGCUGGUUGUGGGAUCUUACGACUGCACCAUUAGUGUACGUGACGCACGGAAUGGACUGCUCCUCAGAACUCUGGAGGGCCAUAGCAAAACCAUCCUGUGCAUGAAGGUGGUGAAUGACCUUGUGUUCAGCGGUUCCAGUGAUCAGUCAGUUCACGCUCACAACAUUCACACCGGGGAGCUUGUGCGAAUCUAUAAAGGCCACAACCAUGCAGUGACUGUGGUCAACAUUCUGGGAAAAGUGAUGGUGACUGCCUGUCUGGAUAAAUUUGUUCGUGUCUAUGAAUUACAGUCUCAUGAUCGAUUGCAAGUUUAUGGAGGACACAAAGACAUGAUUAUGUGUAUGACCAUCCAUAAAAGUAUGAUUUAUACUGGCUGUUAUGAUGGCAGUAUUCAGGCUGUGAAGCUAAAUCUGAUGCAGAAUUACCGCUGUUGGUGGCACGGCUGCUCUCUGAUAUUUGGAGUUGUCGAUCAUUUAAAACAACACUUGCUGACUGACCACACUAAUCCAAACUUUCAGACUCUAAAAUGCCGGUGGAAGAACUGCGAUGCUUUUUUCACUGCUAGGAAAGGAUCCAAGCAGGAUGCUGCUGGACACAUUGAACGACAUGCUGAAGAUGACAGCAAAAUCGAUUCAUGAAGUUUUUCGCCUCCCAUGUUGGGAAGUUAUUUGUUGGACUCUUUUAAGAUAGACCCCUUACACAUGCCACUCUCGCCCCCUCCCAAGUGAAGUGAGGAAGGAGAAAGUGGUUACCAGCCAGCUUACCACUAACAUAAGUCUGGGCAGCUCUAUGGAAUGACAGGUUACUCUUCAAAUUCUUGCUGCAGAUUUUAAACAGAUUUAAAUGUUGUUUAAGGAAUCAUACUCCUCCACAGUAGUGUGAAUGUUGUGAUUUAUGCUGCUAGUAUUUUCCAGUUGUUAUUAAAAGUUCAGAUCAUAAUUGGUUACCCAGUUUGACCCUAAUCAUACUUAAAUUUUAUUGAUUUCAGUUUCUGAUUGUUAGUUUAUGUUUUUAUGAUGGUUUAAACCUGUAGUUAGGCUUUUAAGUACAAGUUUGUCCAAAUGUUAGAUUUUCAGGAUCAGUUUUAAUUUUACCACUUGUAAUAACUGAGUAUUUAAAUCAGAAGCAAGUAGUUCCUUUCCUAAUGAUUAUGUACAGUGGAUUUCAUUCUUUUCUUGCUUUGCAAAUGGACAGAGCUGGUGUUCAGUACUAAAGGGCACACAAGAUUUUUGAUAAACACCAAGAGUGGCUGCUCCGCUGACUACGUUUUAGGAAUUCAGAAAGCAAGUCAUCCUUGCGCACUCCUGUGCUCACCGCGAGGCAGCACACCAACCUGGGCCUCCCUGCUGCGGGUCCUGUCAGGGUCGUAAACUGGAGAUGAACCUUUAUCUUCCUUUGCAGUUCCUCAUUCUCCGAGCCUGAUAGAGGUUUGGAAAUUCUUGGGUUGCUCAUCGGCACCGCUCUCCCCCACACUCUGCUGGUGCCGAGACUGAUGGAGGCCUUCCAGUGUUCCUCCAGGCCUGUAAGGGGUUUCCAGAAGUGUGGAGGACUUCCUGGGGACUUAGUUCUGAACCAAGUGUCUGCCCACACUUGCCCAGCAGCUGGGUGGUAAGAGUGGAGUAAGGUGAAGGGAAUGACUCUACCAUCCAUUGAGAACACCCAGUUAACCAUGUCUUACUGGGACUGCUGUGUUCUGGGAUUUUUUUGUCUGUACUCUGACCAGUAAAGCUGUUACAGGUGUUACUUUCCAGCUUUUUGUUUCUCAGAUUCUGAAGAGACAUAGAAAAAAGAAGAGGGAGGGGCCCAGGGGCUCACCUCAAGCUUCAGGAUGUGAGAGCUGCAGUUUUCUAGGACUGCAGAGCAUCCAGUUAGCCCACGCAAUGAGUGCUCCCCACGUCUACUCGACACCUGCUCACAGGUGCUUGGACAGGGAGCCUUCAUCAGGGGUUCAUGCGUAGGCUUUAAGAGGGUCUGAACCCCCUGAAAUUGUAUGCAAGACUGAAUGUGUGUUCUUUCCAGCAAAGGUUCCAGUGUUUCUGACUGAAUCCAAAAAAAGUUAAGAGCUAAUCUAGGAGCUACUGCUGGAUAAUGGACAGCCCCUUGUAAGGGCCACCUGUUUUCUCCUUGUGAGAAAACUCUUGUCAACCACUCUGUUGAAAUUUGCAUGAUGUAAAAGAGACCAGAGAAGAUCUUGCUGCACAAAAUGUAUUUGUGGUGUUUCUAAAUUAGAUUUAGGAGCUUUCCCCACCUCUAACCCCCCAGUUCCUAUAAGUGACUGGAGAAGCCAAGUCGGUAGGGUAGGGAGGGAAUGGCAAUUUCUUAGGGAGUAUAUUUGGAUUUAUUGCCAGACCUGGGACGUUUCUCUGGGUUGGGUGAAGCUGUAUGUGCACAGGGGCAGGGCAAGGUGCCGGGAAAGCCUUGGGAGCUUGGUUGUGGAGUCCUCCUGUUCUGCCCCCAGAUGCAUCUGGCGAGAUAGGAGUGGUAGGGCCUUUAUAGAGCAGGAAAGGGGGAGGAGAGGUGUUGGGCAACUGAAGGAAUUACUGGCUGACAGGGCAAGAACUGUGGUUCAGGUAUAGCUUUGGGAAACGUGUAUGUGUCAUUUCAUCAGUUGUCUUUGAAGCAGUAGCAGUAAGGUCUAUAUUUCACGAACCUGUGAAAAUGUUUUCAACACCAGGUUAGUGUGUUACACCAAAUGAACUGUUUUUACCCUUUGUUGAGAAAUAGAGGGACAGUAAGCAUCUUGGCUGCUUCUGGUUAUUGCCUGAGUUCUGCAGAACUUUGGUUUUUAAGUCUUCUACAAUGCCAUUGCUGAUUGCAACCCUCUUUUCUCCUCAGAGAAGAGCUGUGGCUCAGAGAUCUGCACACUCUGCUGUUGAGUGGCUUGAAGAAGGAAGGAAACUGUUAAAUGACUUGGCAAAACCCACUCAUUUCUUAAUUAUUUGUGCUUGUUUACGGGGUCAAAGCCAAGAAAUUCAUAGCAUCAGUCAUUUCAUACACAUAGGCUAGUGUUCUAAUGGCAGUUUGUUCUGAUAAAUUGCCACUUCAAGUUUUAUGUGAAAGUUUUUAAUUAGUUUCAAAAUAUAUUUUGCCAUACUCCUCAGUUACAAAACAAUAAAAUACAAUGCAAACAGAAAACAGUUAUCUUGACUUGAUGUUACCUGAACUUGAGAGAAAGUCAUUACUUACUAUUACACUCGUGCUUUUGUGGAGAAAAAUUUUUCUCCCUCUGAAAAGUUAGCAGUUGAGUAUUUAGCUCCUGACCUAACUAUAGUGUGUAGGCAAUGUUAUUACUGUUCAAGUGAUUAUUUGCCUAACAAAGGUUUUGUUCUGACUUUUUUCCUGCUAGAUGUUCCAGUGGACAAUGUUAGUGACUAGGUAUGUGGAUGAUUUGGUGGGAGUAGGUGUACACUUAGUGCAAUGGCCUGGUAUUUUUUGUGGAAGAGAAUUCUUUGGAGGAGAGCUCGAACUACACAGUAAGACUCGAACAGCACGUACUCUGGUUUGCUCAACUAACUAUAAUCUAUAUAUGCAUAUAGAAGUUUUGUCCUGUUAUUAUGAAGGCCAUGCCUGCCACUUUUAUGAAAUGGUAGUUUCAUCCCUGCCCCAAAUCAUUAGGAUCCUCAGGGUUUAAGAGAAGUGUUCUGAGAGGUAGGUAGAGAAGCUAUGGUGGAGGUGAUUUGGACUACACUGAGUUCCAUAUUCAAGUGGAUGUGAAAUCCUCAUAAACCAAACCUACUACAGCCUCUCACCUCCAGCACCCAGUAUGUGGCCCUGCUGGGUCACGUGGUGACUAAAGUUCCCCAGAUUUUCUUGAAUUCAGGGUCGUAGCCCAUAUGAAUAGGGGAAGGAGGAGGUCGGAGGAAAGGCUGUAGAAGAUUUUAUGCCCUAGAGCUGCUCCAGCACCCUUAGUUUCUCAUUUUUAUAUAUUGAAUAUGGAUGAGAACAAUGAAAUGAGAUGACUUUAAAAAUGUUUAUAAGCAAAUAGCCUAGCCUUCUUACAUUUUGGUAUAAAGCUGUGAACUUCAUAACUUUGUAAAGCAAGAUAUAAAGCAAAAAUGAGAGGGAAAUAAAGUACUUUUACUAAUUGAC
Messenger RNA from Oryctolagus cuniculus (rabbit), 9347 nucleotides. RefSeq names its product zinc finger protein 106 (gene ZNF106). Gene Ontology annotation, biological process: insulin receptor signaling pathway. Gene Ontology annotation, molecular function: SH3 domain binding; RNA binding. NCBI's taxonomy places the organism in Eukaryota, Metazoa, Chordata, Mammalia, Lagomorpha, Leporidae. The record is from RefSeq and is a predicted model, not a curated record. Gene Ontology annotation, cellular component: membrane; cytosol.